Lepidothrix coronata (blue-crowned manakin) is the source of this 1149-nucleotide messenger RNA. RefSeq names its product late histone H2B.L4-like. Gene Ontology annotation, molecular function: DNA binding; structural constituent of chromatin; protein heterodimerization activity. The transcript is spliced from 3 exons. The record is from RefSeq and is a predicted model, not a curated record. Gene Ontology annotation, cellular component: nucleosome. The coding region runs from base 793 to 1149 and encodes 118 amino acids. NCBI's taxonomy places the organism in Eukaryota, Metazoa, Chordata, Aves, Passeriformes, Pipridae.
ACAACAGCUCCCAGCUCCUUCAUCACAAGAGAGCCCGUGUACUAUGACCUGAGACCAGGGUCACACAGCUCCCCUUGCAGUGACAAGUCUUCCCCAACACAAAGGUCUCACCUGUUCACAGCUCUGUGAAUCGGGGGGUAGUGGAAUGUCCCUCAGAGUGGGGACCCUGUGUUGUUCCUUGUCAACACACAGCCUCUUACAAAGCACAAGUGGUGAUGUCACCUGCUCCUUAGUCCAGUAUGAGUCCCUCCCAUUCCCAGAGUAUUCCACUGCCCUGUAUCUUCAAGCCCAUUCUUCUUCACAAAGAGCUGCCAUGACCGUUCCAGCCUGUCCUGCCUGAUCAUUAAUGUUUCAGUUCCUGGGAGCAAGAGGCCCUUCUGUAACACUGAACAACCUGCCCCACCCUGUCACAGUGACGGUUAUUUGCACUCACAGAGGGUGAUCAGGUGCCUCCCCAUGAGGACAGGCCAGAGUACAACAGUUCAGUGAAACACUGUGGGCUGCACAAGCAGAAGCAGAGUCACUGGUUGAUGACUGGGUCUCCCAGGCUCACUCCUUGGAAGAGGUUACCCUCAAACUUUUUCUCAGGUCUGAAAGUUUAAUUGAAUCUGUCACUUCCAAGCUCCUCUCAGGCCAGCCACCCUUCCUUUAGUGCCCAGAGAAAUCAUCAGCCACAGGUGUGUACUGCUCCUGCUCCCUGGGGGGGGCUGCACCUGAGGCAGGUUAGGGGCUGCGGCCUGUGCUAUAUAGCCAGCCCCAUGGCACCUGCUGGUUGCUCUGUUGGAGGCUGAGAUGAGCUCAGAACCUAGGAAGAAGCGUGAUCAUGUUUCCAUCUCUGGGGACAGAGUAUCUAAGAGGACACCUAAGAGAAAGGAAACCUUUUCAGUCUAUAUUUACAAAGUACUGAAGCAGGUGCACCCAGACCUCACCAUCUCCUCCAAGGCCAUGAGCAUCAUGAACUCCUUUAUCAACGACAUGUUCGAGCGCUUGGCCUCGGAGGCCUCGCAUCUGGCCCAGUACAGCCACCGCUCCACCAUCACCAGCCGCGAGGUGCAGACGGCGGCCCGGCUCCUGCUGCCCGGCGAGCUGGCCAAGCACGCCAUCUCCGAGGGCACCAAGGCCGUCACCAAAUACACCAGCAGCAAGUGA